Coregonus clupeaformis (lake whitefish) is the source of this 2688-nucleotide messenger RNA. Its product is annotated as SLAIN motif-containing protein-like. The transcript is spliced from 9 exons. The coding region runs from base 242 to 2137 and encodes 631 amino acids. The record is from RefSeq and is a predicted model, not a curated record. Gene Ontology annotation, cellular component: microtubule plus-end. NCBI's taxonomy places the organism in Eukaryota, Metazoa, Chordata, Actinopteri, Salmoniformes, Salmonidae. Gene Ontology annotation, biological process: positive regulation of microtubule polymerization; microtubule nucleation; cytoplasmic microtubule organization.
CAUAGCUGCUAAUUAGCUAGCUUUGCUAACAGCCAGUUACAGGCUAAUGGGGACAUGGCUUAGCGUGGUCCCCCUAUUACAUCGACAAUCAUAUAGCUGUAUUUUUUAUUAUAUACAUCUCAUUUAUGUUUUUGUAUUCCUUGUAAACGUACUUGAUUCAUGCAAACUCUCGUGCGUUGGACUUAGCACCUCUUGACAUCAACACGGCUCAGCUCAACCGGUGCAGCAGACCGGGAGCAACAUGGUAGUUCCGGACAGCGCCGGUGAGGUCCAACCAGCAGGCAAUGACGGUACCGGGGGUCUUAUGAAGACCUCCCAGCCGAGCUACGAGGAGGAGCAGGAGCUAGCAGGGGUGGAGUUGGAGGAGGUGCGUAAGCUCCAGGAGCUCAUUCGAAGACUCGAGGUCCAGAAUCAAACACUCCGCAACAGAGGAGGCAGUAAGAAUCUACAUCUCGGAGGAGCGACCACCACAAACAACAGUAACCUCACAACCAGUACCAACAUCAAUGAGAGAAUCUCAUCCUGCCAAGGGGUGAUCAACACCAACUCCCCUCUCAGGUUGGGGAGCAGUGGAAGUUGUGGAACGGAGCUAGGCAGCAGCAGUGACUUGGAGCUGUCCCCUCCUCAGGACUGUAGUAGCAGUGAGGAUAUGUCCCCGCUCCCUGUAGCUAACCGGAUAGAGGAGGAGGAGGAUGGUGGACUGUGUGCAGGCUUUCUGACCCUGCCGUGCGGGAACGGACCGGGACAGGAGCAGACCCAGGGGCUAAGCCCAACCCCAGAGAGUCCCUCUCUGGACAGCUAUGAGUCUGAGACCCUGGCGGAGAGCGAUUCAGGGGUGGACCAGUUGGCUCUGGAUGAGGUGGAUGUUCUGGACCUAGAGGAGGACUUUGCAGAGGUGGAUGGUGAGGACAGCUGGUUGUAUGUCUCCCCUAAGAAGCAGGUAGUUGCUGAGCCCAGGCCUGAGUCUCCUCUGAAGUGGUGUCGGAAGGUUCUGGACCACCCCACCCCAGAGACGGAGGUGGCCUGUCGUACCCUGCUCAACCGUCUCGACCAGGCGUCUCGCUGGAGGAACAUCUACAGCAGCUCUGGUCAGAUGGGGGAGGCUUGCUCCUCUGGCUCUGGCCUCCUCUCUCCUGGGUACCACAACAAAUCCACUACCAAAACCCUACUAACCAGUGGUGUCUCAGGCUACAUGAGUGUGCACUCUGCUCUGAGUUCCCAGUCUUCUAUAGACAGUGAACUGAGUACCUCAGACGACUCCAUCUCCAUGGGUUACAAGCUACAGGACCUCACUGACGUCCAGAUCAUGGCCCGCCUACAGGAAGAGAGUCUGAGACAGGACUAUGCCUCCAGCUCUGCCUCAGUGUCUCGUCGUAGUUCCUCUGCCUCCCUCCAGUCUUUACGUCGGGGUGGGACCUACAGCGACCAGGAGUUUGAUACCUACAGCCUGGAGGAUGAGGAGGAUGAGUGUUGCUCUCUGCCCCAGCGACGCCUCCGCUACUCCCCCUCUCCCCUGGGCUCACCCCGCUGCCUCUCCCCCUCCACGGGCUCCCAGGGCCAGACAGAGUACAGCAGGCUGGGGGCCCCCCGGCAACGCGCUCCACGCCGAUCGCUACAGGGGCCCGGGCCCGAGCUGCUAAAGUUUGUCAAGACCGAGGAAGAGUUGAGGCACAGCAUGCCUAACCUGGCCCCCCGCACCAGCCUGCGUUCCCUGGAGGCGGUCAGGAACAGCCGCAGCAUGGAGGCUAACCUCCAGAGCUCUGGCAACCGCAUAUCCCACCUGCCCCACGCCCCCUCCUCAGGUAUGUCAUCCAGUCGGAUGCGAGGCAGUGGCCAGUCCCCUCUGUCCAUGCGGGUCCCUGUCAAAGCCAUGGGCUCCAUGCCGGGGGCCCACCAGCCCUCCAGGGGCCUGCCUGUAGUCCAGAGUGUACCCAAUGGAGGGGUACGGAGGAUCCAGUCCCCAGGGCCUGCCAACGGGGGAGCCUACCCAGCCGGGAGAGCCUCUACUGGGGGUGGGAGGCAAGCAGCAGCCCCAUCCUCCAGGGGAAGACUGGCACAGACACCUAGAAGGUCUAUGGGGAUGACUAGAAUGAAUGGCCCAAUCUCAAAUGAGUCGUGGAGAGACGGCUGCUACUGAGGCAACAAGGAAACUUCCUCCACCUCUCUCCUUUACCUUACGUUUUAGUAUAAACAACACCAACAUUACGUACUGACUCUGAACGUACCCCUGUAGGCAACACCAACGUACUUGCCUCUGAACGUACCGCUGUCCUCUGAACAUACCUCUGUAGGCUGGACCACUGUAGAUGAACAGACCUUCCCUGGCAUGGAGAACCCUCACACCACGGUUCCAUUGGAGACCGGGUAGAGAGUGACUGAGAGCACAUACACACACCGUUCGCUCUAUGGACCUAGACAGAGCUUCCAGAGUACAGAAGAUGUUGUUUUUAACAAGUCGAUUCCAAUUCCAGUCUAUAUUUUAUGAUGAUAGUUGAGAGAAGACUAAGGGUUGUUAUUUGAUUUGUUUGUUGUUCUGUAGAUGUACAAAUUAUUGAAGACUUUGAAUGGACUGUUUGUUCUAUUGUGGGUGAAGUUGAACUCUGACUGAUAUGAAGGUAGGGCGGCAGGUAGCUUAGUGGUUAAGAGCAUUGUGCCAGUAACCGAAAGGUCGCUGGUUCUAAUCCCCGA